Cylas formicarius (sweet potato weevil) is the source of this 602-nucleotide messenger RNA. RefSeq names its product M-phase phosphoprotein 6 (gene Mpp6). Gene Ontology annotation, biological process: maturation of 5.8S rRNA. The transcript has a single exon. The record is from RefSeq and is a predicted model, not a curated record. NCBI's taxonomy places the organism in Eukaryota, Metazoa, Arthropoda, Insecta, Coleoptera, Brentidae. Bases 87 to 524 code for a protein of 145 amino acids.
AACCUUACUGUUUGUUACAUUUCAUGUUUUGUGUGUAGGUGGUUUAAUUUUCGCGAAAUAUCGAGUACCUCGACUCAAAAAAAAAAAUGAAUAAAGACGUAGCUUUAUCGAAGGCCGUUCUGGAAAUGAAAUUCAUGAAGAAAACCAAGGAAAAAGUGCUUAAAGACAAAGAAGACGCGGAGAGUAAGGAGAUUUACUCCCACGAGAUAACAGAAGAAAUGAAAAAAGCAAAUAAUAUUAUUUUUCGAGAGGUCAGCUUAACCGUGUGCAAGCAGCUGAUGGACGGACGACUGUCGUUUGGCGGCAUGAACCCCAAAAUCGAGAAGCUAAUGGAAAAUGAUUAUUACAAAGAACUGGGCCAAACGGAGGCGAAGAAAGAAAAGGACAUUACCGACGAGGAAAUGGCGAACCAGUAUUCCACCGUUGUCGACACGGUGAAAAAGAAAUUCCAAACAAAGAAAAGAAAGAAAAACUUUCAGAAACCUGCCACAGAUGAGAGUUUGCUCCCGGAGGGAGGUAACUAGCCCGAUUCCAAAGGUUUCUGUUUUACGAAGGGAGUGUAGCAAAUAAAUUAUGUUGGCCAUGUUACCUGCAGGGUGUGA